This is a messenger RNA of Myripristis murdjan (pinecone soldierfish), 23724 nucleotides long. RefSeq names its product spectrin repeat containing, nuclear envelope 2a (gene syne2a). The coding region runs from base 47 to 23062 and encodes 7671 amino acids. Gene Ontology annotation, molecular function: protein binding. The record is from RefSeq and is a predicted model, not a curated record. The transcript has 111 exons. Lineage: Eukaryota; Metazoa; Chordata; Actinopteri; Holocentriformes; Holocentridae. Gene Ontology annotation, cellular component: membrane.
CCACCAGGAGCUUCCCAAGGUUGAUUUCGUCCCCUGGUCAGAGACUAUGGCUUCAGGUGGAGCAGAGGAAGACUCCCCUCUGGACGAUGGAAGUAUCCCACUGGACAUUGACAACGUGCACAUGCUCCUCCAAGUGGAGCAAGAACAGAUUCAGAAAAGGACAUUUACCAACUGGAUAAAUGCUCAACUUGCCAAGAGAUGCCCCCCGUCCUCAGUGUCGGACCUGUUUUCUGACCUUAGGGAUGGAGCACGGCUGCUUGACCUGUUGGAGGUGAUGAGUGACCAGCGUAUGAAAAGGGAAAAGGGCCGUGGGGUUUUCCAACAGAGGGCUAACAUUGAGACAGCACUAAAUUUUCUCAAGAAAAAAUCGGUCAAACUUGUGAAUAUAAACAUCCCGGAUAUCAUAGAUGGACGGCCCUCCAUUAUCCUUGGUCUGAUAUGGACCAUCAUUCUCCACUGUCAUAUUGAAGAGCUGGCCAGCACUCUGUCCUUCAGCUCUCGUCAUUCCUCCCUGGACUCGCUGGCCAGCUUGGACUCCUGGUCUGGUGGCCCAGCCAUAGUGGGUCCAGCCUCAGCAAGUCCCACCCCUCCAGGUCGGACAUCACCCCUCCACAGCCGCUUCCGAAUAUCUGCCAAGAAGGCCCUGCUCAUGUGGGUCAGGGACCAGUGCCAGCGGGCCGGUUGCUCUGUCAGUGUCAAGGACUUCAAGUCGAGCUGGAGAAGUGGAGUUGCCUUCUUGGCCAUCCUCAGUUCUCUCAGGCCGGAGCUGGUGGAUCUGUCUCUGGUUGCGUCCAGGAGCAGACAGCAGAACCUGGAGGAGGCGUUUCACCUGGCCGAGAGGGAGCUCCGCAUCCCCCGUCUACUGGAGCCCCAGGAUGUUGAUGUUAAAGAUCCAGAUGAGAAGUCCAUUAUGACUUAUGUGGCCCAGUUUCUACAGUACUCCAACGACAUGCCAGCACCUGAUGACCAUCUGCAGGCCUCUCCCCAUAAGCGAGCUCAGGAGGUGACUUGCUGGUUAGAAAAAGCAUAUCAGGAGCUGUCAGAGGCGUGGACAGCAACAGAGAAAUCAAGCUAUGCAGAAAAAUAUGAGGUAUUUCAGAGCCUUGCUGGAUCACUCAGUGAGCAAAGGAGGCCAGUGAUUCCCCUCCUUGGGGCCAUAAAACGCAGCCCUGAGCCAAGUAAAGAGCAACAUGCUCUCCGAGCAGCAUGGGAUCGUCUAGAGGAAAAGCUGCAGAGAUGUAAAGCAGAACUGGACCUGGCCCUUCCUCCUCCUCUGGACUUGGUUGUUGUUUGGCUGCAGCAUGCGGAGGCAGCACUAACAGAAGAGGGACAGGCGGCACUAGAUCAUGCGAGUGCUGCUAAAAAAGCAAGAGCCCAACAAGACACACUACAGACUUUGCUUAAGGAGAUGAGCCACCACCUCAACACUCUUCACACCUUCCACAAUGAAGAUGACACUGGUGCUGUAAUUGUGCCCUUUGAAAAGUUUGAGGAGGUUAAAAGAAGUUUAACAAAUGUUCGAGUCACAGCCAAGUAUCAAGGGAUCAAGCUGGAAUACCACGAACACCGCCACACCGUGUUGGACCUCCUUAGUUGCAUCAAGGAAAAGCUGCAUUCCUGGAAAACUCCCUACAGAUCUCAGGAAGCAGUGCAGCUGCUCCUGCAAGACUGGCAUGAAACAGUUGAGCGCCAAGGGUUGGUUUUGAUUCUAAUGGAUGCACUCCAAAAACUUAAGGACAUGGCUAGCACUUACACCAGCAAAGCAGCACUAGGUGACGAUUCACAGCUGGUUGGUCGACAGGUGAAGGAAGCAGAAGGUGAAGCAGCCGUGGUUAUGGAGGCUGUGAAGGCUGUGAGAGGGAGAAUGGAGAGAGUACUUUCUGCUUGGGAGGCUUACAACAAGUGCCUGCCUUCUCUACAGGCAUGGCUCACACAGAAGUUAGAGUCGCAAACUCACCCCCAGGUUAUGACUGAGUGGAGCUCCAAUCAGGCUCUGUUAAAUGAGAUGGGGAACUUGCUCAUCGAAGUGACAGAAACUUCCACCAGCCUUGCCCUAGCUGAGCAGCUCAGCAAGGUCAACAUGCAGUGGGCUGAAUGCAUGAAGAGGACAGUGUUUGAGGCAUCAUCUGAGCCCAGUGCUGGUCCUCCAAGUCUUCAGAUGGUGCAAACAUUGGGCCAGGAGGCAAACUGUCUACUGAGACAGCCGCUACAGGUUGCCUCUGUCCCACUCAAGGCAAACAUGCGGAGUUUGCAGUCACUGAGUAAAAAGAUAGUGGAGAUGGACCUGUCUUCUUUCAGUCUGUCUCCAGAUUAUCAAGCAAGCCACAUGGAGACACCCCUGCAAAAUCUGACAGAGGUACAGCAGACACUUGCUAUAGCAGAGAGCACAUGCAGGGAACUGCUACGUGCUGCAUCCAGACUAGAGGGCCGACUGGCUGAAUUGAGCCACUGGACCACUGAGGCACUGGAGUUUUACCAGCACCUGAAGGAGAGAGAGCAAAGGGGACGUGCAGGACUCGAACCAAAAGCUAAGGUGCUGAUCUCUCGAGGCUUGCAGCUGGAGAGUCAGGUUGUGACUGAGGGACAGAAUCUGCAGGGCCUUGUGUCACGAGUACAGAAAACCUCUCCUCUGCACCACCUCAGUACCUCCACCAUGCAGGGUAGGGUCGCAGAGGCACUGUCCCAGUCUCAGGAAAUUGUUGAAAUGCUUAGUUGCUUUGGGUUCCGGCAACAUGUUGGUGAAAUGUCUGACAAUCAGUCUCAGACCCAGACAGAGCCAGGGUCAGGGCCAGGGUCAGGGUCAUUUGUUGUGGCUGCAACCAAGCAUGUAGGCCAGGUUGGGACAGUUGAGCUCCAAGCCCAUGAGUCAACUCAAUUUCCACGCGGAACUCCAGUUCAGACACCUCAUCAAAGUGAAAAAGGGCUCAAGGGAUCGGCAAAAAACUACAGUCAUUCUCAACACAUCAGCACACAAGAAGGAACAACCAUGGCUUUACCCUAUUCUAAAACCCACAUUCAGCCUCAGCCUUUGAUUGAACCAACACUGUCUCAAGUUCAGUCUUCUCUGGCUCAAACUCCAAAAGAAGAUCAUUCUGAGGCCAUGACCCAAACUCCAUCAAGAACCAAUUACCAUGGUCAAGCUCCAAGUUCAAGUCUAAAAGAUAAGCAUCUACCUACUCUGGCCCAAGAUCCAGGACUGCCUUCUCAGCAGAUAACAAAAGCUCAAAGUCUAAUUCUAUCUAAAAGUAGGACAAGCAUUGCCAGAGAGGAAAGGGAGAGCUCGUCUUCUAGACAAACUCCACAGAAGCUCAAAAUAAGGCAGCACCUGGAUGCACAGAGUGGAAAUAACAUGUCUCCACAGCCACCGGUCAUGGUCAGAAGCGAAGUUCAUUCAAAAGCCCAGUCUAUGGCCAGGAGCAGGCUGGAGAAGGCCAAGUUUCGCCUGCAAGAACACAUCCAGAGAGCCAUCACACUGUUCAGUGACAAAGAGAUAUCUGAUCGUCAAGCCAAGAGAAAACAGAGGGCUUUAAAGAUUCUGCGCCCAGCUGUGCUUGAGGAGUUCUUGGGUGCAGUGGAGGGUUUGGGGGCCUUCAGCUCUGAGGCCCAGCUACAGGACCUGAUGUUGCUCUCUGACUCGGUCAGGAAGCAGUGGGAGGAUGUACGCACAGAAAUGACUGCCUUUGUCCCCACUUUAUGGUCUAACAUCAAAGGAGGAAAACAGACAUCUUCUACUAUGGAAUGUGAAAUGCAUGCUAAUACUCUGCAUGAAGCCACUGACCAGACUGACCCUGAGUAUGUGCAGAAACAGCAGGCAUGCCUCUUCACUGAGGGACCCAUAUCUGAUGAGGAUCGCGUUGAAUCCCUACAAGAGCUUUGUGAGACGCUGGCACCAAGGACUUCCCCCAUCCUGGAUACAGAUAGCCUCAAGAACUCAGGAGGAGAGCGGGAAACAGUAUCAAAGCCCAGCAAAACAGCGCUCCCACAGGACAGUGGGGGUCAGCAGCUCAGAGGCGGCACCCUGCUGACAACAACUAGCGUGCCUGCUCACCUGCAGCCAAGCAACAAGCUCACACAGAAACCAAGACAGGAUUCCCAACAACAACACCAUGCACCUCUGGGUAAUGCAGGGCCGCUGCAAACAUCAAACCACUCUCCACAUGGCCUUCCACCACAAGUUCAGAUCUGCCCACCAGAGAGUGAAGACCACCUGCCAUCAGCUAAGGGCCACGCAGUAUGUGGGGAAGACCCUAAGAAAGAUCAAGAACCUCCACUGCAUGCUAAAGAUCACGCACUGAAAGUCCGUUUACUGCACAGUGCACAGAGCCGUCAUCAGGGCCAAGCUCAUUUGCAGGCAAUCGUCAGGGGCGAUAUUGUAGAGAGCAAGCAGGAGGCAGAGUGGACCAUUAUCCCCCCUGAGGCUGCCCCCCCACAGGAACAGUGCUCCUCAGAACAGGAAGUAGUGGAAAGAAUGGCAUCCCUAGAGACGACUGCUGACCUGAUGGAGUCUGCAGAUGGUCAGAUAGCACUGAUCUCAGAGAAACUGAACAAGAUCACCAGCGAGCCUGUGGACAUUUCCUCCUUGGCCUUGGCUGACCCCAGAAUUUCAUCUGAUUUAAAGGAGAUGGAUGACAGACUGCAAUCUGAAAUGAAAACGCUAUCAGGACGAAGCACUGAAAGGGAGAGGGUAGGGGAAGGUCUCGACCCUAUAACCCCUUCAACCUUAUGCCAUGCUCUCCACAACAGUGCCCAUCAUCUCAGCCAGCUUAGGCAGCGGCUGGAGAAGGUUCAGUCAGCUGCCGAGGCCCUGGAGGGCUUCCUGGCCACAGUGAGGGAAGCUGAGGCUCAGAUCCUAGCCAUACUGGCGAGCCAGGAGCCCAACAGGCAGCAAAAUGAGGUGGUCUGGGACCAAGAGAGACAUUCCUGGUGGGCAGGGAUGCAGCAGAGGUUGUGCAGUUUGGAUAAAACAGCGGAGUGUGUGGACAGCCUUAUAGAGGCAGCUGGGAUGACUCUGACCAUGGAUGGUGCAAUAGUGGCAUGCCGAGAUGUGGUGGCAUCAUUGUCCAGGCGCCUUGAAGAGGUGGACAAAGAGGUGACUGCACACAAAAGAGAGGAGAAUAAAGUGGAGCUACAUCUUCUAGAGAGGGAGCUAAAACCUGAAAAAGAGGAGCUGAACGAGAUGUGUCACACAAAGACCUGGGAUGAUUCACCCGGGCAGGCCAAAAUACAAGAGCAAGAACAUCAUACUCCAAAUGGGAUGCAACUGGAGUCAGGGUUGCAACCGAAAAGGAGCAGGUGGAAUGAACCAAAUGAGGACUCCAUGGCACAAAGAGAGGAUGGACAGAUUCAGGAAGAAGUAAAGGCCACGGCCCAGGGAGAAGGAAGCCAAGGAAAGGAGGAUGGAGAGAAGAAGAAGAAGAGCAUGAUCCAGAGGAGAUUUGCUUUGUUGGGGGAGCUGAGGGAGAUAGAGAGAGCAACUGAGCAGCUCGGACUCCAGGAGCCCACCCUGCCUGCUGUGCAGCAGAGGAUGCGUGCUUUAAUAGCGCUGGACAGCCGCCUUGCCGGCAAGCGCUCUGAGGUACGGGACUUAUGUGAUGAAUCUAAACAAUCAGGUGUACCUGCUGCUAGACACGUGACAGAGGUGGAGGAUGUCUGGGAGGAGACUCAGAGAAAAGUAACUGAAAGGUUGGACCAGUGUCGUGCUCUAACAGAGCUGCUGAAGAGGUUUCAGAGCGUUCGGGCUGAGCUGAGUGGUACUUUGCAGAGAGCGGAGUGCGCCAUCAGCGAACAGGCCUCUUAUAUGGGCAGAGACAACAUGCAAAGACUCUAUACUACGGUUCAGGUCACAAAGUCAGAGCUGCAUGGCCUCGGGGAUGGGAUAGAGGAUGUCCGCAGUAUCUGUAGGCAGCUUCAGACACGUUUACGUCAGAUCCCAGAAUGCACCAUCAUCCCGUUCGAGGACGAAGCUGACGCUCUCAUGGACCGCUGGCUAGAUGUAACAGAAAGAACAGACUCUCACCUGGACAACCUGCAGCUUAGCCUUGCACUGUGGGAGGGGGUCCUCCAGCUGGCGGGUGAGGUGGAGAGCUGGACUGUCAGUAAGCUGGAAGCAUUCGCUCAGUCUUCCUCCUUUCAGACCGAGGAAGAAGUCAAGGCCUUGCAGGAUGAGAUCAAGGCGCAAGAGGAGAGUGUGGAGCGAUUCCAGCGUAGAGCUGCUGAGAUCCAGGCACUGCUUAAAAGCACUGACCCCCUUCUUGAGCUGCAGGUGGUGGAGACCCAGAUUAAGAAGAAGAUGGAGCAGGUGAAAGAGCUUUUUUCUGAAGUGGAGGAUGUUUACAGGCAAGCGGUGGCAGCAAAGGGGCAGGUCAGUGCCCGGAUGGCUGAGUGCCACGACUCCCUUCAGAAGAUUCAGGACUCUCUGGUCAAUCUGAGUGGCACGGAUGCGGCAAAUGUCCAUGCACAAAUUCAAGACAUAUGUGGCCAGCUCCAGAGCCAGGAAGAUCAGGCAGCAGCUGUGCUGGAGGACCUGCGCCUCCUGGCCUGCAUAGCCAGCCCAGAGAGCCUGCAGAGUCUGGCUGUGGAUGGGAUUCAGCUGCAGGAGAAACUCACAGCCACUCACCAGCUCCUCUCUCAGGUGGAGGAACAGAUUGGGAGGGAUAUCCAGGCUCUCAACAGGCUGCAAAGGGAGAGUGGGAAUCUGGAACAAUGGUUGCAAGCUGCUGAAGAAAAAGCAGAGAAGGAGGAGGAUCUGAGUCGCCUGCAAAAGGAAGCAUGUCAACAAAGGGAAAGAACAGAGACUGUCAGUCAGCUUGUGUCAUCCUUACAAAGCAGCAGCCUUCAGCAAUCAGUCUUGUCCACUCAGACCUGGAUUUCAGAGCUACAACAACAGGUCGACUCUCCGGUCACCAAAAGCCUCAGCACACAAAGUCCUGUAGAGCAGAGACUGAACAGUGUCCAGGCUGUGGUUAGAGUGAUAGCAGAGGGCGAGUCUCGUGUGGAGGAGCUUCGGCUCACUGGAAGUCGUCUGAGCCACAGACUGACUGACAGAGUCGACAAACAAGAAAUUCAGGAAACUGUUCAGAAAACAGAGGAGCUGUGGAGUGCCCUUCUGAAGUCAGUUCAACCACAUUGUAGUGGACUCCAGGCCGAGCCGGAGCUCACCUCCUCCCUCCUGGCCCAAAGGCAAGAGGCCCACUGCAGAGUUGAGGAGCUGCGGCGCCGAAUUACACAGCUCCCCAGUUUAUUCUCCUGGCCUGGGUUGGCUGAGCGCAGACAGGCCAGCAUCCAGGCACAUGACCUGCGUGAUGAAACUGAAUCUCUGGGGUUAGCUCUUGCUACCUUGGCUGAACAGAGGAGGGAGCUAGCUGAGCGAAUCAAUGACCCCAUCUGGGCUGAUUCCUCCUGGUCUACGCUGGAGAGUUGUCAGUCAUCACUGAUGGCAGAGCUGAAUGCAGCAUUUUCACACCUUGAAAAAGGUGUGUGUGAAGAAGAACGUUGUGGCCAGUUACUGCAGCACUGUUCCCGUAUCUUGACGUCGCUGCAGGAAAGGAUGUCUACAUUUCAAGCUGAGAGAGAAAGCACAGCUGAACUGAUCACUGAUGCACCCGCUCUGGAGGCUUUGCUAAAAGAGGUAACAGACACAGAGAGGGACUUCUCAGAUCUCAUAGCACUCAAGGACUCCAUCUCAUCAAGUUCCACAGCUGAGGCCCAAGCCAGCCUUUCUCAGCAAGUCAGUAGCCUCCAAAACCACAAGGGGGCACUAGAGAGUUGCAUCAGAAAAAAACUGGCACAGCUUGAAGGGGAAAGGACCCAAAGAGUUCAACAAGUGAGGGAAGAGACCUCCUGUUUACAGGCAGCACUGAGAGGCCUGGCUGAGCGUUUGGGAAAUCUGUCUGCGGAUGAUGAUGUGUUAACUGACAUCAAUCAGCUUAAACAACAUUGGCAUAAACUACAGGACUGUGAUACCAGUUUGACAGAGUUUACGGUGAGAGUUAAUGAACUGCAAAACAUACAAGAGUCAAAGACCACACAAGAAAAUCUUCCUGCAGAUUUGAUUUUGACUGCUGAUGCACUCGCCAAAGAACUUGACAGCCUCAGGUCCAGUUUUAAACAAAAGAAGCAGGAGUGUGCAGACAGUGUUGCCAGCGGUGUCCGAGAGCUCAUCAGUCAGCUGCAGCAAUGGAGCCAGACAGCACAAGCUGUACCAGCACAGCCAAGCCAGGCAACCCUGAAAGAGGUUUUGCAGCUUCAUCAAGCUCUUCAAGGUGCACUCUCACAACAAGACUUUCUUCUGAACUGCCUGGGGAAAAAACUCACAAAGAAACUGGUGAAAAGUGCCUCAAAUGUCCUUAAGAAAAGCACACCUUCACUUGAAUACCUGCUGAGCCAAGAAAAUAGAGAAGUGGAAUUGGGCCAUAAAGAAGAGCAGGACAAAGAUAGUGACGAAUCUUUUAGAAGCAAAACACUCUGUUCAAUAUCUGAUGCAACUAUGGCCAUGUAUAGUCGUGAGUCUCCUCAUCAUUCUUCCACAAGCUCCAGGCAAAAUACUGAAAGAGACCAGACUGACAGCAAAAGUCUGACCAAAAGGACUUACUAUGCUUCAGAUGAGAUUCAUCCUUGCACUGAACCUGUCAAGGAAACAUCAGGAAAAUCAGGAGUGGAAGGCGAUGCUGGCCUUAUGCAAGCACCCAAGGAGUAUUCCUUUACCCAAAAUCAACACCCAGGCACUGAAAUCCCUGGCACUUUUACAUCAAAACCCCAUGAGGAUAACCUAACUUCAAGUCCACCAAAAGUAGCCACCGCUGAUUUGAACAUUGAUCACACCCAGCACUUUUAUGGCACAUCAGAUUUAGAUAGUCUCCAAAUCAGGUUGAAAAAUGAUGGUGGUAGCAGUAACACUGAUAACACCCCAGCUACACUCGCCAGUGGACACAGUCAGGCCUUACAGUCACUUCCUGGAAGCAAUACAGAUUCUUUAAUGCCAGAUUCCUUAUUUCCUUUUAACAGCAGUUUAAAAGCUCAGCAAGAGAGCAGUGGGCCAUUACAGAAAAUCACUACUCUCAUCCUGGAUCCAAAAUUGCCAGCAGAUGGCUCUGAAAACCCCCAGAAAAUCAAUUGUGUACAAUGUGUUACAUCACCACUGGAGUACCAUGAGACCGUUAGUGGUGUGAAGCCGGAGCUGAGAGAGCCAUCAUUCUGUGUACCUGCCUCCAAAGAUGUGUCUGGAAACCUAGAAACACAACCUACAGAGAGAUCACAGUGUGAGUCAGGCAGUCAAGAGCCAAAGACAAUUAAGUUAAUAGCUGGGGCUGAAGAAAAAGAGAAAUGUUUUGAAGACAGCACUGAGAGCCCAAAGAAAAUGCACACAAUUGUGUUGGACAUGGAGUUGCCUCACCCUCAGCCGCAGGGCAUAAAGCAAAGGGAAGACAUUGGAGUCAUUUGCCCAGGUGUACUGAGCUCAGAAGUGGCAGGCUUUUGUGAUGCACACUACCAAAAAACAGAAGUUUCAAGUGCAGGCCUUCCUCAGAAAAAAUCCAUGAUGCGCAUUGAGUCAAAAAGCAAAGAAAGGACAAAUAGUGCAUUAAACUGUCCUGAAUCAGAUGACACAGAGCAGUUUGAAUUGGCAGAUUCAUUGUCAGAAAACAGCUUGGCCUUAGAGAGUGUAGAAGUGAAGGAAUUAAAAUGUGCAGGUGCCAAACUACAGUGUAAAGACGUGAAAAGCCCAAACUCCAAAAGUCCUGAAUUCACAGAUAGUAAAGUACUGGAUUCACCCAACUCAUGCAGCUCUGUUACUGAAGCUGAACUCACUGGCACAGCUCUUUUGGAAACGGUACAGAUGGCAACAUAUCCUGGCAUCACGCAAGAGGAGAUGACAGAUGAGCUGGCAGACAACUCAGUCCCAUGCACUGUGGAUGGCCCAGUGCAACCACCAAAGGCACACACUUUAACCCAAACACAACUCCCUGCCACUGACAGCACUGACAGUCGGCACUUGAUGGCUACUGACACUGUACACACAGAGACCACAGGCACAGGAUUCAAAGGGAUGAAAACAAAAGAAAAUAAAGAAAAAAUGCCUUAUGCUGAAUGCACAGAGACCAAAGAUCCAAAUUUGUCAGGAAUUCUACAAGACAGAGCUGCACAUCAGAAAGCAGAAAGUGAACAGUUAUCUGCGUUGGUCAUUGCUGCAGAGGGGCCAUGGGGACAGAUGCAAGAAGACAUGGAGCCUGAGAAAGGGGCAUUGGGGUUGCCACUCAAUUUUGGGGCUGAGCAAAGGAAAGGUGGAUCUCCAGAGUCACCCAAACACCGUUCCACCAUGCAGGAGAUUUUGUCUGAAAUACAGAGCUUGGUGGAAAGAAGUGAUGUUAUCAAUAGGACAAAAGACAUGGAUUCAACUCGGUGUAUGGAGUCGUCUCCCAGCGAACCAGAGAUUCGGUUGGUGCGAACUGUUCUAAAAGUUCUGGCAUGUCGGUAUCAGCCAGCUCAGCUCAAUAUCACAGCCAUGGCCAAACAACUGGAGGAGGCAGAGGACUACAGACGUUGUGUGCUUGAGCAAGUUGCUACAAUGAACAGUAUGAGUGCUGCCAAAAUGUGUGACCCAGACGCCCUGAAAACUGUGGAAGGACGAUGGAGUGCUGCACUGCUGGAUGCCUCUGCCACAGUACAGGUCAAAGCAGCACAGCUGGACCAGGUCAAACUGUAUCACAGACAAAUGAAGGCUACCAGAGCAUUACUGGAGGUUCUAGCUGCUGAGAAAGAGAAAACAAGUUUAAACAUUUUGAGGAGCAGUGUCCUUCAAGCUGAAAGUCUCAGUGUUCUUCUACGAACCUUGGAGCAGAAGACAGGCAUGAUGGAAGAGCUGCUCAGGUUGAGUAGCCAACUGUCGGUCCACUUGAGUGAGGCUGAAAGUUCAGGUGCUCUUCUUGCCCAACUUGGGGAUGUCCAGGAAGAAUGGAGGCUUUUAGAGGGGAGUAUCAAAAGAGCUCUGAAACACGCUUCAAACUCAUCCUCUCAGUAUUCCCGGCUUAUAAAAGAGGCUGAGCAACUUCAGGCCAAGCUUGAAAGUCUUCAGAAAUCCAGCACGUUCAUGCAGCCGUCUCAAACAAUCCAUGACAGCAAAAGUACUUUAGAAUUUGCUUGCAUGACCACAGACCUAAAACUGUAUAACCAGCAAUAUCUGCACUUACAGUCACAGUCAGAUGCUCUUGGCCACUUCUCUUUAGGAAGGAAAGAGAAGGACGAGGUUGAGCGUGUUCUUCGAAAGUUGAGGUCCUUGCUCAAUGUCACCAAGAAUCAGCUUGACACUUCUUCAACCAGUAUUGGCGGCACUUCUUCAGCAAAGAUCAACAAGCACUUAAAAGACUUGGUGAUUUGGGCCAAGCAGGCAGAGAACCACAUGACAUUUGGAAAAACGUUAGCCCUUUUCCCUGAGGAAGCUCGUAUCCAAAUUGUUGAGAUGAAGAAACUUCAAACUGAUAUUUUGACUAGAAGGUCCAAUAUGCAAGUAGAAGUUGAAGAAAUAAAAGCAUUGGCCUCUAACAUGGAAAAAGAGGAAAGUGACCAAGUGGCAAUGUCACUUAAGUAUAUUGAAGGCCUUUAUGCAGCCAUUGCUGGCAGCUCAGCUCAUGCUCUGGAUAUCAUGGAGAAAAACCUGCAGGAGAGAGAGAAGCUGCUUCAUCAGCUCACUGACAUGGAUGCCUGGCUAGCAGAAGCACAUGUUAACAGAGCCCCCUAUGCCCAUGUUGACAACAUUUCAAAAGCCAACAUUGUGAAUCUGGAGAGCAAGCUUAGAAUCCACAAACUAGCUACUGAAGAGAUAGAGAACCAGAAAGCUGUAGUAGACAACCUGGCUGAGAAUAGUAAGGAAAUAGCAGUAGGGCUAAGUCCAGCAGAAAGCCGCUACCUAGUCAACAGACUCUCAGGCCUUUGGACAGAAUUAGAUGGAUUGCUGGCUCAUGAAAGAGCAGCCAGCUGGGAAUUAGAGGAACUAAUUCAUGAGCGGACUGCUUCAGAUGUGGAGUUCUCUAACAUCCAGGCUAGCUUGAAGCAGAUAUCUAGUGACCUGGAGCAGCAAACAUUCCCUUUUACAAAGGACACCCUUUCAACUAUUGAAACCUUGAAACACAUGCUAAUGGAACAUCAGUGUCAAAUACAAGAGCUUCAACACUGCCAGGAGUCCAAGCGAAGCUCACUGUUGUGUAUUGCUGGUGAGCUGCAAGACAGGUCUAAAUCUCUUAGUAUGCGUGCCAUGGAGCAAGACAAGUAUUUGCACCUCAAGAAACAAAUGGAGGACUCUAGGGACAUUGCCGAAGGGCAAAUCCAGCGCUACAAAGAUGAAACACUCAGUGUGGGUGAGAGGUUCAAACUAUGCCAGACACUGUUGGUUGAACUUCCUUUGGUGAAGACACAGUGUCAAGAAGCUGCUGACCAGCUGGAGGCCAUAGGUCAAGACUUACACCCAUCACAGCUUAAUUCAGAGAGGCUGAAGAUUCGACAGAUUGUUGAAACUUUGGUCUCUUGGGAACAUGCUGUCACGGACGAUAUCAAAAAUCUGGAGGUCAAGCUUCUGGAAGGGUUACACUUUCACACUGAGCUUCCUGCACUAAUAGAGUUUUUCCAAAGAACAAGGCUGGAGCUUGAGCAAGCAGAACCAGUGGAUCCAGAUGAAAAGGCCAUAGAUAUUAAACUACAGAGGUGUUGGGUUAUUUGGAGAAACCUGGAGUCUGGUAUGCGUGUAUUAGACAUUUUGGGGCAGAAAGAAAAAAUUAACCCGAGGACCCAUGGGGAACUGUACUCCCUCAAAGAUGCAACCAUGCAGGUGUGCCAUUCACACAUGGAGAGUUUGUCUCAGGCUCGAGAAUCCUUGAAGGAUUACCACUGGGCUGCUCAAGGAGCCAUAGGCUUCCUUCACAAUGCUGAAGCCACUUUCUUGUCAGCUCCUGGAGGGUUUUUGGACUGUACUGAGGAGCAAAGUCAGACGCAGCAGGCUCUAGCUGCCCUAGAAGAUGUUCUCCAGGCUCAUGUCAGCCACCUUGUGGAGCUGGUGCCCCAGCAACUAUGUCUCUCUCGCCCAAAGACUGAACAGCUCCACAUAGGCAUCUUGAGUCAACUGUUGGUGGGAAGAGCCACACUGGAGGCCCAGGCCCAGCUCAGGCUAGAUGCCCUGCAGAGGUGUGCAAAAAGAGAACACAGCCACAGGACGUAUCAUGAAGACAUGCGGAAACUUCUGUCCAGAUUUGAGGCCAGGCUGUCAGAGUGUGCUGCAGAACAUGUGACUUCACAUGAAAAGUGUAUUGAGCAACAAAAAAGAGCUAAGUUGCUGAUGGAGGAUAUCCAUGGCCUUGCUGGGAAGAUAGAAGACCUGAGAGCUGGAUGUCCAAUGCAGGGCUGUGGGGUUGGCAAGAACGGAGAGCUGAGUGCCCUCUGGAGGCGCUGGGUAUCAUUACGACGUGGUGUUGGCCUCCUGAUGGCACACUCAGAGCAGAGAGAAGAGGAAUGGAAGGACAUCACUGCCAGUAUUAAGCAGUGUUGGAGUUCUUUGGCCAGUCUUCAGGCUGAGAUGUCUGAUUCCUCCACUGUGAGCUCCAGCCAGGGAGAACCGCAGGAGCUCCUGGCCCAGGCUGAGAUCCAUCAGGCUGAGCUGGAGCAGGAGCAGCAGUCCUUGGCCUCUCUGGAGCAUCGUCUGGAACAUGCCCUGAGUUUAUCCAGUCCUCAGGACACCGACAGAGCUGGGCCUGUGGGCCAAAGACUGGUGAAGAUUCAAGAGAACCUCAGGAGCUUAAAAGAGAAGAACCUGGAGGUUUUAUCGUCAGCCCUGGCAGAAGAACAAGAGAGACAGCAAGUCCAGGAGGAGAUAAGAGAUGUGGAGCAAUGUGUGUUAGCCAUGCUUCCUGCUCUGGAGUCCUGUUCGAAUCCACGCAGACAACAGGAGCUCAGAAAGGGCUUGUUUUCCCAUAAGGCCAAGCUGCAGUGCAUCAUGGACAGCAUGCAGAGCAGGUAUGCCGAGGUUCCAGCUGAUAUCAGCAGACAGAUACAGGAAGUUCAGCUAUCCCUACAGAAUGCAGAGGAGAAGAUGCUGGAGAGGAGUGACCCAGUCCGUAAGCUCACUAGGAAAGUUGUGGAACUACACUCUGGGCUGGAGGGAGUGAAGACAUUACUGAACCAAAGAAGUCCCACGAUCGCUGAGGCGCAAAACACUCUCAAGCAUGUGUGGGAUGAGCUGGAUGCAUGGCACAGCCACUUGACACUCCUGGAGAGUGAAGCACAGGAUCUUGCAGAGGAGCAGCCCGAUCAAGCCCACCUCCUCAUGGAUGAGCUCAUUGAGCCACUACAGCUCUACCAGGAUGCAGCAAGGGAGGCCGAGCAGCGCACGGCCUUUCUCAGCAAGAUUCCAGCAUCGCUUCAAGAGUUUGAGGAUAUGCUUCGUGGCGCCACCUGCUGGUUAGAGGAAGCCCAGUCUUGGCUCCGCACUCCCUGUUCAUACACAACAGCCAGAAGCCUGCAGAGUCACGCAAACUCACUGCAGCUGGUAAUAGAUGACUCCAAGCGGAUCAGGGCCACCCUGGAGGGCUUCAGGCCACUGCUGGCUGAGAUCUCAGCUGUGUGUGACAUCAGCGCCCAGGAGGAGAUGCUGGCCCAGACUGACAGCCAAGUCCAAAUCAUGCAACACAACAUUGCAGGGCCUCUGGAGCAGCUUCUGCAGGCGGCUGCAGUGGUUGAUGCCAUUGAAACAGAACUGAAGACUAUGGAGAAAAAUUUAACAAAGAUUAGAACAAUUUUAUCCUCUGUGGACUCCAGCAUCACUCUGGUGGAGCAUCUCCAUAACCGGCAGGUGAUCUUGGCCAAUCUGAAGUCGAUGUGGAGGACACUGGAGGAGAUGGAGAGGUGUAAAGGAGAGCUGGGCCUCCCACAGGGGACAGAGGAGAGCCUGCUCGUCUUCCUCAGAGCCAGUCUGCUGCUCCAGACGCUCCAGGAGCUGGAACAGCUCACCCAACAACAGGCUGCACUGCUGGAGAGCAAGAUUAGUGAGGAGGAGGAAACUGAGGGAACAGUCCCCAGAGAUCUCAGCAUAACCACAGCAGAAGCCUUUCAUCUACCUGAGGACACAGUGCACUCUGCCCAGCAGGAGGCUUUUCAAGCGUGUAAUUCAGAGGAAGAGGAGGAGGAGGAAGAAGAGAGUCCUCUCUCGUCGUCCUCUGACACACUAACAUGCAGUAUUCCAGAGGACCCAGAGGACACACUCCUAGACCAAGACCUUGUGGCGACAAAUGCUUCAACUGUGGAAAGUGACAGUGUUCCUGAAAUUAAUCUGCUCUCAGAAGUCCAGGCCCCGGAGACUUUGGCCAGUCAAUUUUUGCCCAAGGCAGAGAUAAGAGCAGUAACUGCAGCAACGCGGCCAGUAUUUGUGAAGACGGUGCUGACUAUCAAGGAAUCUGGACCAGAGAAUGUGGGGACUGGAUCAGUAACAAUGGAAUCUAGACUUCCCUCUAAGGCUGAAGUUUAUGAAGCAUCUUGUCCUGGAACCAUGACAACUGACCUGUUACCCACUGUGGCCAUUCUGGCAGCUGAAGACCAGCGCACCUUUGCCCCUGCCACAGACCAGCAUGGGACCCCAAAACGCGAAAUCCUUGUCACUGACACAGAUAACAGCAAAACACUCUUCCAUCAGCCCGUGGCUGCAGUUGAAGACACAAGGUUCAUUCCUGCAAGACCUACCACCCCAUUCACACCAGCCAGACAAUCAGGGGACAAGGAAGAACAUUUGUCUGUGUCCAAAGCCCCUCACCAACAUCUGGAGACUCUUUUGGAGUGGAAAGAGCAGAGUGGCGUCAGCAUCAGUCCUUGUGGCAUGGUGGAGGAAUCCCAGCAGACUCAGGAGUCCUUGGAGAUGCAGAUCAGGUUCCCUACAUUGGCUGGCAAUGAAGAGGAAGAGCAAAGAUGGAGUUGGCUCUACAGUCAAAUUUCUCAAAAAUUCACCACCCUCAAAAAGGUUCAGGAGGAACAUUCAGCACUGGGCAACUCAGGGCUUGAGGAAAAGGUCCCAGGAAGGGAGGUAGAGACAACUGGUUCUGCUGCUGCUGUUCUUCAGGAAGCACAGGAAUGCACUGCCCUGCUAAGACGACUCAGACAAAGAAAAGCUGCAGAGAUCAGCUCUGCAGGAGUCUCUCGUCUUGGUGCAGAAACAGAGCUGCACAAGGCUCUGCGCAGAGUCCUGCUCUGUCUGGACACUCUGACUGACCUGCUGUUGACCCCUGCGGGAGCUGCGGACGACAACCACCUGAAGCUGCUGCAGCAGGAGUGUGUAUCAGCUGAGUUGGUCCUCCUGGCUGAGGCGUUGAACGGUGUCGAGUCAGAGACCAGGCCUACACUUGGAACAGAGGAAUCAGAGGCUCUUGGCUGUAUCACCUGCCUUCAGGGUUGUCUACGUAAGGCCCAGCUGGUCCUCACCUCAUCCCAGAAUCAGCUCCGUGCACACCUCGGCCUCCCACAUCAACAUCAGGAGCUCCCCUUUAACCAGCUGUGUGUUUUGGACAUAUUUCAACUUGGACAGAGAGAGUCAUUCCACAGCCUAAAGGAUGUUCCCAGUUUAGAGAAUGUGCUGACAGAACAUGUGAAAGAGUCCCCAGAGGAGAAAGCCAAGCUGCAGCAGGUUUCUCGCGUCUUGCUUCAGGGCAUAACUCGCCUCCUGGAACUGGGUGAAGAAUGUGUAAUAUUAAGACCAACCAGCCAGAGCCAACUUCAGCCUCUCCUCUGCAGACACAAGAACUUGUUCCAGGUCCUUGGGUCCCAGGUGGCUUUUGUACAGCAUCUAUUCGCGCGAGAGCCAGAAACACUUAAAAGUCAGGAGGAUGAUUGGGUCCAGCUGGAGGUCAAGGUCAAAGCACUGCAGCAACAGGCUCUGGAGCAAGAGGUGGCUUCUCAGAGGAGGCUUCAGGAGUGGAGCCGCUGGGGGGAAAAUUGUGGUCGACUGGGCAGGCUGCUAGAUGAGCUUGAAGCCAUCAGCAGCAACAGUGAGGCAGAGGGGAGACAUGACGACGAGGUUCAAAUACAAGCCCGACUAGAUGCCUGCCAGCAAGUGCUGGUCCAGCUGGAUCAGUGCAGAGCUGCUUUAGGUUCAGUCCAAGACCAAGGGAAGGUGCUGCAGACAGGGCCAGAGAUCAGUACCUCGGGUGGCCAGGCAGGUGGCACUCUGGAGCUGCGAUGGCAGAGCAUCUACAGGCGGACAGAGCAAGAGAUUCAGCGAUGCCAAGAUAUCCAAGACAGCCGGGCCAGACUCCUUACAGACUUUGCCGCAAUCAGUGAAUGGUUGGUCGAUGCCAACAAACACCUGGAAACAUGGUCAAGCCUGACUGACACCACUGACCUGAGCCAGGAGCAUGUUCACAGACAUCUUACACAGCUGCUGGACUUCACAAUGCAGGUGGAGGCCACGUCAGUCCAGAGAGCGUCUGUGUCCCUUUUGGGCACGCGGCUACUACAUCUGAGGGAAAUUGACUGCCCGGCACUGCAGGGUCAGCUGGCCCAGCUUGAGAGCAGCUGGAGCCAGUUUACUUCUGAUGUGGCUAAGGCUCAGGACCGGCUGCAGCAGUUGUUGCUGGCUGGAUGGCCACCACUGGAGCUGCUGUCCGGACUAGAGGACAAGGCGAAGGAGCUGGAGGCCCGACUGAGUCAAGUAAAAGAAACUGUCCUCAAGGCCAAAGAUGCUGCCCAGAUCACUGAAACCCUCCAGCACCACCAGGAGCUGAAGGCAGGCUUGGUCAGUGGGCAGCUGCUUCUCGACUUCCUGGGUCAGUCUGGGCCUCGGGUAGCAGGAGCAGACAUUCAGGCCCUCUCUUCACAGCGUACAAUUUUUGCUGAGCGACUUGGCGCCCUUAACCUGAGUUGGCUGCACCUCCAGGGGGCGCUGGGGAGCCAGAUGCGCAGGGCUGAAGAGAUGCAUCACACUUGUGCAGACAGAGAGAGGCGGCUGCGACGUCUUCACAGCUGGAUAGCACAGCAGAUAGAAAAGCUGAAGGAGUGGCAAAACCCUGUCAGCCAAACUCUGGCUCACAAGGCUCUGCUGGAGUGGCAGGCCAUUGAGCACAGAGUGAAGGAGGUGACUGCAGCGUUGCAGGAGCUGAGAGCCAUACGUGUGCAGAUUGACAAGGACGAAAAGGAGGAGGACCAUCCCAGUGACAUUGCCUUUAUUGGGCAAAUUGACAGUGUCAGUCAAGCUUGUGCAGCUCUUCAUCAGCAGAUGGAUACUCUGAGACCAGCUCUCCAACAAACGGUGGAGGAAUGGAGAUGUUUUGAGAGAGCACUGACGGAGGUUUCAGUUCACACCACUAGGGUGCGCUGUGCCCUGCAGCAUCAGAAAACUCCUCUGCUUUCACUGAAGCAGGCGCAGAGCUACAUGGACCUACUCCAGCAAAACCAGGAGAAGGCUGAAAGUGGAGUGGAACGUUGGGAAGCCGUGGAAAAAUCCUAUCAGGGUCUGAGGAAGACUGUUCAUCAUGGAACGGCCCAGAUGUUGGCUGGGCAAGUGGAAGGAGAGCACAAACGGUGGAAGGAGGUUGUGCAGGACAUGAAGGAGGAGCUCCUGAGGACUGAGCAGGUGCUUUCCCUCUGGCAGAAGUACAUCCAAGUCUCUGAUCACUGCUACCUUCGCCUGCAACACCUACAACAGCAGUGGGAGGCGCUGUCGAGCUGCCUACCUACACCACAACAGGACUUACAGGCUGUGCUGUCCUCGGUUGGGAAAUUGCAGGAGGAUACUGAGGACCUGCAAAGCAGUGUGGGAGAUGUACUGUCCACUUCCAAGCCUCUAAUUGCAUGUCUAGAACCAUUAGCCGCCAACUUAAUCCAAUCAGAGACCAGACUGCUGUCACGUGAUGUUCUGCUGCUGAGUCAGACAUUGUCAAGGAAACAUUCACAUCUUCAGGAGGAUUUAGAGCAGCAAAAACUGUUCUGCACUAGUCUGAAGUCACUUGAAAACCAGACACAGAGCAUAUUGGAAAAGCUGAAAGCCCGUGUGAAUGACAUGGACCAUGUGAAGCAGAUUCAUUUGGAGCUCAGUGAUCUGCUCCCAUCACUUAUUGACAUCAGUGAGAUGAGCUGCCAUGUGACCCACUGUAACCAGGAAGCUGAGCGACUGCAGGCGCUCUGCAGGCAAUGGACAGCAGGCCUGAGUUGCACAUCGGAUAUGAACAGAGAGAUGCAGGCUGAGAUUCAGCGUUCCCAGAACUUUCAGCAGAAGUGUGAGAACCUGGUGUCUGUUCAGGAAAAGCUGGAGCAAGAUUUGAUGGCCAAAAAAGCUGAAAGUUACUCGAGCCUUCAAGAGAUGCUGACUGUCCAUCGGAAGCUUCAGCCUGAAAUAAUGGUUGGGCACCAUCUCCUGCAGGGUCUCCUCCAUGAUGCAGUGGAGUGCCUGGAAAACAAAACAGAAGAGAAAAGAUCUGAACUCAUGGGUACAGUGGGCCGUGUGAGAGAAAGCUGGCUCAAGUCUGUUGCUCUAGCUGGCCAGUGCAAGGCACUAGCAGAGGAACACCUGGACCUGUGGAGGAUCUACAAACACGGCAUGAAGCUCCUGUGGAAGCUGCUGAGGGACGUUGACCCUCUGCUGCCCCCUGCCUCCCAAGCUCCAUGCACACUGCAGCAGCUACAAAGCUACAUGGACAAUUGUCGGCGUGUUGAAGAGACCCUGGAUCUGCACUCUGCCACGUACAACCAGACAGUGGAGGCUGGCAGGCAGCUGUGCACAUUUAUGACAGAAUCGCAGUGCCAGAGCCGACUGCAGGCAGAGCUCCAGGCCAUAGAGGAGGCAUGGGAAGAAUCCACCACACUGCUGCGGAAAAGACGGACCUUACUAAGCACUAUCACUCAGAAGUGGUCUCAGUGUCAGGAUGGGAUAACCAACAGAAUACACCACCUGGAUGAACUGCAGAGCUGGCUGAAGCGACCGCUGCCUGACAGACUAGAGCAAUCACAGGAAGAGACAGCCAUUCAGGAGAAGGAGGUCUCUCUGGAGUGUUUGGCCAGUGGACUAAGGGAGAUGGCCACCAUGAAGAUGGACUUGUCCCAGUAUGUAGCAGCGGGGGAUUCGGCUCUGCUGGAGCAGCAGCUGGAGCAACUCCACUGCCAAUGGGAAGAGCUCUGCAUGAAGGUGUCCUUACGCAGGCAGGAAAUCGCUGACCGCCUCAAUGCCUGGACCAUCUUCAAUGACAAGAACAAGGAGCUGUGUGAUUGGCUGGCUCAGAUGGAAAACAAGGUGUGCCAUAGCGGAGAUCUUAGCAUCGAGGAGAUGGUGGAGAAGCUGAAGAAGGACUGCAUGGAAGAAAUCAACUUGUUCAGUGAGAAUAAAAGCCACUUGAAGCAGCUAGGAGAGCAACUACUGUUAGCCAGUGACCAGGCCAAGCAGACUCAGGUCCACGGUUCGCUGCAGGAGGUCAGCCAGCGCUGGCACAACCUCUUCCAACACAUCGAAGCCAGGGUGAAGAAGCUGAAGGAGACCCUGGUGACGGUGCAGCAGCUAGAUAAGAACAUGAGCAAUCUGCGCUCAUGGCUCUCCCGCAUGGAGGCCGAGCUCUCCAGACCCAUCACCUACAGCGUCUGUCACCACCAGGAGAUCCAGAGGAGGUUGGCUGAGCAGCAGGAGCUGCAGAGGGACAUUGAGCAGCAUACGGAGGGCGUGGCGUCUGUGCUCAGCCUGUGCGAUGUUCUGCUGCGGGACGAAGAUGCUGCGGGCGGGACCGAGGCCGAGAGCGACUCCCUGCAGGAAACCAGCCGCAGCCUGGACCAGCGCUGGAGGACCAUCUGUGCCAUGGCUCUGGACAGGAGGCUCAGGAUUGAGGAGACUUGGAGACUAUGGUGCAAGUUCCUCGAUGACUACUCACGGUUUGAGGAUUGGCUCAAGAUGGCCGAGCGUACCGCUGCCAACCCCAACUCUGCAGAUGUCCUUUACACUGUUGCCAAGGAGGAGCUCAAGAAAUUUGAGGGAUUCCAGAGGCAGGUUCAUGAGCGGCUGACCCAGCUGGAACUGGUCAAUAACCAGUACCGCCGUCUGGCCAGGGAGAACCGCACUGAUCGUGCCAGCCAGCUCAAAGCCAUGGUCCAUGAAGGCAACCGCCGCUGGGACACCCUGCACCGCAGAGUGGCAGCCAUCCUGCGUAGACUCAAGUAUUUUACUGGCCAGAGGGAGGACUUUGAAGGCACCAGGGAGAGCAUGGUGGUGUGGCUGACAGAGCUGGACCUGCAGCUCACCAACGUCGAACACUUUUCAGAAAGUGAUGUUCACCACAAGAUACAGCAGCUCAAUAGCUUUCAGGAGAUGAUCACCGUGAACACGGAGCGCAUCGACGGGCUCAUAGUGUUUGGGGAGGGUCUGAUCCAGAAGAGCUCACCACAGGACGCUGCGCUGAUAGAAGAGGAGCUGGAGGAGCUCCACUCGUACUGCCAGGAGGUCUUCAGCAGACUCGUCCGCUUCCACCAGCGCCUCAGCCAACCACCAACGAUCAAGGAAGAACCGGAGCUGUCUGGCGCCAGCGUGUCCUUGGAGGAAAGCUUGGAGCUGAUUUGCCGGCCGUGGCUGGGACGGAGUCCUGGAAGCCUGCCUGCCACACCCACCCACCUGCUGGCCUCUCCCCUGGAGCGCUCAGGGCGGGAGACGCCGGUGAGCGUGGACUCCCUGCCGCUGGAGUGGGACCACACUGGGGAUGUGGGAGGUUCAUCAUCACAUGAGGAUGAGGAGGAGGAAGAGGAGCAUGAAGAAGAGGGAACUUACUUCAGUGCACUGUCAGUUUCCAGCAGGUCCAUGGCCACUCAUGAGUCUCCAAGAUGGCGAUCAGCAGGAGACCCAGAAAGCGAACCGCUCCAGCUAGACACAGAAAUCCCCACGGAGGCCCUGCCCACCCUCACCAGCACCCCUCUGAAGCAGGGCUAUUUGCGUCUCAUGUCUCAGUGCAGCGGCAGCAUUGAGAACAUCAAAAGAGUGUCACUGAUCCUGGAUGAGGAGGAGCAGCAGGAGGAGCUCGGUCUGACAGGACUGACAGCCACAGACAAACAGUCAGGGGUGAUUGAGCGGUGGGAGCUCCUCCAGGCUCAGUCCAGGAGUGGACAGCAGGCUGGCCCUCGGGAGCCUCAGCAGCUCACGUCAGACCUCAGCGACAUCACUUCCUGGCUGGAACAUGUGGUCCCAGAACUAGAGCGCCUCCAGCAGUGUGACCAAGCAGUCAGCAUUGAGGACAUGUCAACUAGAGCCAAACAGCUCAAGGAGAUGCAGAAGAUGUUUGCUCGCUACAAGUCGGUCAUGCUGUCAGUCAAUCUGGGUGCUCAGGAAGCCCCAGAACUUCAAGAGAGCCUGAGCAAUAUGAACCACGGCUGGAGCCGAGCAAGUACCAGCCUCCAGGAGUGUGAGAACAGCCUGAGGAAAACACUUAUGCGCUGCCAGGAGUUCCAUGAGACACUGCACUCUCUGCUGCUGUGGCUGGCUCAUGCCGAGAGCAGACGCUACGCCGUGGACAUCAGCCACCCAGACACCCCGGUCAGAGCGCUGCGCCAGCACCGCAACACACUCACUGGCCUUGAGGAGGAGCUGCAGGGCAGGCAGGCUCAGCUGGCCUCCCUGCAGGCUCUGUGGUCUCAGCUGCAGCCUGAGGAAGGGUCGGAGGAGAGCGGCGAGGCCCAGGAGAAGCUCCACGUGACGGGAAACAAACUGAAGCUGCUGUUGAGGCAGGUCGGCCAGGACCUCGGCACCCUGCAACAACGCCUGGCUGGUGAAUCUGCGUCUUCAGCUUCCUCUGAAGGAGCCGAUCAAGGCCAGAGUGCCUCUUUGUAUUCCUCUCAGGGGGGAGCACGCUCACAGACAAGCCCUGGCACUAAAAGGGAGAACAGGGAGCCAUCCCCGCCCCGCUCCUUUUUCUACAGGGUCCUCCGUGCUGCCUUCCCUCUUCACCUCCUGCUGCUCCUCCUCCUUCUGCUCCCCUGCUUGAUCCCCAUGUCAGAGAGCGACCCCAGCUGCACCGUGACCAACAACUUCGCUCGAUCCUUCUACCCCAUGUUACGCUAUACCAACGGCCCACCGCCCACCUGACCUUACGCACUUGAAAAAACAUUUGCAUAUUUAUAAUGCACACAACGAAACACAUACAUAUUUCCCCCAACUAAUACACAUGCUAUUGACAUACAGGAAAAAUCAGAUAAUAUCAAUUUUCUUUUGUCCAGAGCUCCUCUAUCCAUUGUCUGCAAAAAAAAAAAAAAAAUUAUUACUGUGCAAAAUUUAAUUCAGUGUCUAUUUUCAAAGAUUUCUUUUUUGCCACAGUCCUAAUCAUGUUUGUUUUCAAGAUAAAUGUAUCAUUGACAUUUCAUUUUCUCAAGCACAAGCCAGAAGUGCACAUUUGAACUAUUUUUUAUAUCAAAAUCAGUUUGAAAAAGUGUAUUUUUCACAAUAUUAGCCGGAGGUUAAUGCCAGCCAACAUGCUGCUUGUAAUAAGAUGGAAGCCCUGAAAGGAUACAAGUAUAAAGAAACGGUAGUUUUAUACACAAACCUGUACAUGUAUAUUUUGUAAGACACACUGUGUCAUGAGUAGAUCAUGAACAAACAUUUCCAUGUUUCCCAGUGCACUGUUGACAAAACACUUUAGUUUUUAGGAAGAUGGGUUUUAUGUACAAAAUGUAAUAUUAUAAUGCUUAUUUAUAAAAAUCAAACAGUGUAUUUAUGUCCCUUAUUUUCUGGCAAUAAACACUGUUUGUCUU